This is a messenger RNA of Temnothorax curvispinosus, 6451 nucleotides long. Its product is annotated as katanin p80 WD40 repeat-containing subunit B1-like. Gene Ontology annotation, biological process: microtubule severing; microtubule depolymerization. Gene Ontology annotation, cellular component: katanin complex. The coding region runs from base 171 to 2804 and encodes 877 amino acids. Lineage: Eukaryota; Metazoa; Arthropoda; Insecta; Hymenoptera; Formicidae. Gene Ontology annotation, molecular function: microtubule binding. The transcript has 15 exons. The record is from RefSeq and is a predicted model, not a curated record.
GCAAGAGGAGAAGAAGGCCGCCGCGCGAGAAGAGGAGGCUGUUGCCGUUGCUGCUGGUAAACAUGUUACGUUCGCGCAACGGCGGCAGCGAGAGGAGAACGCACGUCGUGCGCCAACCGGGACCACGGACCGCCGUCGCUGCCAAAUAAGUCCGCGCGCGCGGCGCGAAUAUGGCCUCGUCCACGAGGAGGUCCUGGAAGCUCCAGGAAUUCGUCGCUCAUACGCCGAACGUCAAUUGCUUGGCGCUAGGCCACAAGUCGGGUCGUGUUCUGGUCACGGGCGGUGACGAUAAAAAGGUGAACCUAUGGGCCGUCGGGAAGCAGAACUGUAUUAUGAGCCUGAGUGGCCAUACCACUCCCAUAGGAUGCGUCCGCUUCGGUCAAACGGAAGAUCUCGUAUGCGCUGGCUCGCAGACUGGCGCACUGAAGAUUUGGGACUUGGAGCACGCCAAGCUGGCGCGAACGUUGACGGGACAUAAAUCCGGGAUACGUUGCAUGGACUUCCAUCCUUACGGGGAGCUACUAGCGUCUGGGAGUUUGGACACGGCGAUUAAACUGUGGGAUAUCCGUAGGAAAGGCUGCAUUUUUACGUAUAAGGGGCACAACAUGACUGUGAAUAGUUUAAAAUUCAGUCCCGAUGGGCAGUGGAUCGCCAGCGCUGGGGAGGAAGGAAUGGUCAAGCUGUGGGACCUAAAGGCCGGUAGACAACUAAGGGAAUUUUCAGAACACAGAGGGCCGGCCACAACUGUCGAAUUUCAUCCGCACGAAUUCCUAUUAGCCAGCGGUAGCGCCGACAGAACGGUCCACUUCUGGGACUUAGAGUCGUUUCAGCUCGUAUCUUCCACGGAACAGAGUCAUUCUUCGGCCAUCCGGUGCCUGUAUUUUAGUCAAGGCGGAGAAUGCCUGUUCGCCGGUAGCCACGACGUUUUAAAGGUUUACGGCUGGGAACCGGGUAGGACCCUGGAUACGAUACCGACCGGCUGGGGAAAAGUCCAGGACAUAGCCGUAGCUCAAAAUCAAUUGAUCGGCGCGAGUUUUCAUACCGCGAAUGUCGUUCUGUACGUGUGCGAUUUGAAAAAAAUCGCACCUCUGGGAGGAAUAUCCGCUGUGAGCUCGCCGUUCAGUCAUGGAAAUUCUCUGAGAAAGAGCUUCUCCAGGGAACGACCGAUCGGGUUGAAGAAACAUACAUUGGACGUACGAACGAUAGAAGAGGCGGAUAAAUCUGGCACCGAUCCGGAGGACGAGACCACUUACGCGGACAUACCCAACGUAACAACAGAGUAUAGGGACAUUUUUCAGCCGAGUAGGGCGUUGUCUCGCACACCACCUCCUGAAUCCCUCGAGGCUUUCCAGGAGCCUCAUGACAUAGAUCCGGCGCAGCCGCAGAUACUGCAAAAUCUCUCUACCUCAAUGUCGAACCUGAACCUGAACACGAUGGAGCGCGAGGAGGUGCCGUCGAUGCCAUCCCCCUCUUCGCCGUCUCCACCGGCACCCACGUUAUCCGUGACAAAGCCGGUACCGGUGCGUGUUCAGCCGAUCAAGUCCUCGCCACCGGUACAGAGGAACACGAUCACGUCGACGAGCCAAAUCAGGGCGAAUCUACAGGCGAACAAUGGUCUGAAUCAACGAGCGUCCAAAAAUUUCGCAUCAAUACCGCCGUUGCGGCAGAACAUCACGCCACUUCCAGGGAAAAGGGUGGCCGCUAACGAACAAACGCUGACGGCACCGACUCAUCCCUUAGGACCGCAAAGGUCGAACUCAACUCUGACACCGCGUGUUGCGCCGAUGGCCGCGGUAAUUCCUGUGAUGGACGACGGCAAGUUGAAGAACAGAGUACCCAGCCCAGAUUCUCCGAAGCACUUCCUAAAGAGGCAGAGCAGCAGGGACGGGGAGCAGGGAUACGAAAGCGACUAUCCUGUACAAAUUAAUAAUAUAAGACAUAGUCCCUCGGAUCCUGCGUUGAACAGGCCGAACACAGCGCAGUCGAGGUCGACGUCGCUCAACCGAAAUUUUGUUACCUCAACCGCGCUGUCGGCGCGUAACGCCUCCACAACCACGUCUACAAGGAAGCUACUUAAUAAGGCUCAAGUCCCACCGAAUCCCAAGGUUGACAUACGCGUCUCGCAGAUAAGGACCAACGUCGAAGAUGCAGAGAAGGAGGAAUUGGUACCGAUGAGUGCCGACAAGCCUUACGGCUUGGACGUGGAAAAUUUCUUACCGCAUAGUUACACCGGUUCUACGGCGUUGGGCUAUCCUCAGAUGGGCGUACUGACGGAAAUGUCUGAGGCCGAGGUUUUGAACAGUAUGAUGCGCAGCCACGAUUCGAUGAUGGCGGUACUUAAGAGUCGGCAUCGCUCAUUACAAAUAAUAUAUUCACUCUGGCACAAUAAAGAUCUUAAGGCCGCGGUGGAAUCUGCAGUCGCGAUGAAUGACCUGGCGGUCAUCGUGGAUCUUCUGGGUAUUAUCACAUUAAAACCAGCGAUGUGGAACUUGGACCUGUGCAAUUCCUUAUUGGGUCCCAUCAGCGAUCUCUUUCAGAGUAAAUAUGAGAUGUAUAUAACUGUAGCUUGCUCGGCAUUGAGACUUAUUCUUCGUAAUUUCGCCCCAGUGAUAAAGUCCAAUGUGGAGGCACCCCUUCACACAAUCGGCGUCGACGUGUCGCGAGAGGAACGGUAUCACAAGUGCCUUUCCUGCUACGAGAAGCUUUCGGCGAUACGGGCAGUCCUGCUAAAGAAGCAAUCGACGCCCGGCAAACUCGGCGCCUCGUUCCGCGAACUGGCCGUGCUCAUCAGGAGCCUCGAGUGACCUCGAGAGCGGCGUUGUCUGAGACCCUCGUGAAUUCGACCGCCAGUAUCGUCGGUCGACGACCGACGUCGGUUUCCUCCCGAUGAUCAUCGGCCCAGCAGUGACGAAACGAAGGCCGCGUUGUGGCCGCCAAAUGGAAGCGAGACAAACUCUGUCGAGGAGUAGCAACAAGAUCACGAUAUACCGUUGAGGAAACGUUCGUGAAAAUACGUGGCUCGUGAAGUUUCCUACUGCUGUCGAUUUCUUCCGUCGUCCUCGGUCGAUCCACUUGCCAUCACCUUCUCCUUGUCGUUGUCAUCUCCGCAGUCGCGCACCGAUUCUCAAAGAAAGUGAACAAAAUUGCGAGACGUUCGUUACUUAGUUGCUGAACGGUAACAAGUCAUCAUAGAUGAAAAAAAAAGAAAGAGGGAGCGUCAGUGAAGGCAAGGAAAGAAAUCUAAAUGAAGAAAAGUUUGCGGAGUUAAAUGAGAGGCGGGUGAAAGCGAGGAAAGACACAUUGUCGCCAAACAUAUCUAAUAUUAUACUGAAACAUCAGGAUUAAAUCAAUUUUAUCAGUUUAAAAAAACCAUGGUUCUUUAAAGAUAUUUUUAGGAUUUUUUCUCUCUGAUCUUUUUAAGUCGAAAUCGGUUAAGUUUGAAUUGUUGUUAGGAAGUCUAGGAAUAUAUUCAUGUUAUUAACAUGAUAUUUUUAAAACAAUAAAAGCACAUAUCGGAGUCUUUAAAGAACAAAUUAAAUUAAGUGGAAUGACCCGCGUGAGAAAAGUAUUAAAAUUAAACGCGCUUUUUCUAUUGGGAGUAUUCGUAUCUCUACGCGCGUCAAUUAACAAGAUCUUUAAUUCUAAAAACAAAGCAAUAACUAAACAAGAAUAAGAAAUGGAUUCGCCAAAUCCCGAUGCAUCAGUAUACCGAUUUCCGAUUCGCAGAUAGAAAUUAGCUGGGAAAUGUUCCGAACGAGCGUCGAUUCGUUCGGGCAGCACAAAAUAAAGUCUCGCUGAACGAUGUUUUGCGCCUUUCUUGCCACAGGUCACACACUAUUAUCGAACAUUUCGGCUGGAAUCAGUCUAAAGUCCGUGGAGACGAUAAUUAAUGCGACUAAGCGAAUAACGAAGUGUAACGUAGCAUGUAACGGACCUUUCUUAGCGUAUGAGAGAGAUUGUAUUUUUGCAAGAGGUAUUUACGUCCGUUUACUAAUAAAACAAUCCUAACGUAGAUACCUUGACCCCACGGAGAGACAAAAUCGUAAAAUGUAAGAUGCGAGAGGGCCUAAGUGAGAGCUUGUACGCGCCUAGAAGAACGGAAAGGGUCGAGAAUUGGAACGGGAAAAGCGCGUAUCGACGAACGUUCGUUUUUUAUAUUCACGUUUAAAUUAUUUUUUUUACAAUAGCGCCCGUGACAUCAUGAACUGCAUUUUGUCCCGACGUUUUGUGAUUGCCUAAUAUUUCACAGAGUUAAAUACAAAAACGUGUCGUUGAUGAAGCGUCGAUGCGGUGCCGCUAUUAUAUACGCACCAUAUAAAGGUGCAUUUUUAAGGAUUUUCAAACAAUUUUUUAUACUCUAUUUUUGUCGCCGAAUGAAUAUUUUUAAUUAGCACGCGGAAGAUGGAGGAGCAACAAUAAAUCCCUGGAGACAAUACGCGCCUGUUUUGUAAGAUAGUUUUCGUCUGGUUUUGCGAUCAUUUUGCGUUUUGCCGUUUUGCGAUUUCGCCGUGUUUCGUCGUGACAAAUUGAAAGGCGGUGAUUGCGCGACAAGAUCGAGCAGUAUUAAUUUGAAAGCGUUGCAUUCAUAGUAUUGCAACGUAAAAGAAGAGCAAUGUAGAUUUUCAUAUUUUACGCGCACGGCCUUGCAACGAAAAUUGGAUCAGUAUUAUCCAAGAUAGUGUUUAUCGCGGAAGUAUUUUUUAUAUGGAACUAUUUGUCAUAUUCCUGCGCAUUUAGCGCCAAACUGUGGCUCUUGUAGUUCUGAGUCCUAACCGCCUAACGUAAUGAAAAUCUGUUCCGCGAAAUAUUUUUGGAAUUCAAUUUGCGACGAGGAUUAACGUCACUCGCUGCCUUUCAAUCUUGUCGCGACGAUUUUUUCCGUAUCACAAUUUUUAAUAUUUAAAAAUAGGUGAUAAAUUAGAAGAGAUUGAGGCAAGAUAAUUGUGGCUGGAGGCGCUCUUCGCGUGCUUGUUCUUUUUUGUUAUCGUCGUCGUGAUAGUUAAUCUUUUACUGCUGAUUCUAUGUUUUAUUUAAAUCGUUAAUUAAGUCGAUCACGUCUUCUGUUAAUUAAGUCGAUCGUUCAGCUUUUCCUUCCAACGUAACGAGAGGCGAUCCUGAUAUUGCUGCCAAUAGAGGAUUAUUUAUUACAUAUAGUGCAAUACUCGAUCGUGCGAUCGUCCUCCGCAUAGCAAGACCUGCAUUUUCGCGUUUUCUCGUCCUCGAGGAAAAGGACACCGUGCGUUGCACAAAUGAGAGGGCGAAGCCCAAGAGAUAUAGGUAUUACAACUUUAACAGUUGCCUCGAAGUAUUAUGUAAUAAAGCGUACAACUCUUUCGUUAAUUUUACGUCUCACGUGUUAUUUCUUUUUUUUUUCUUUUUUUGUACAGCGCGUUGCUACCACAUACCUCCGCAACCAUGUUCUGCCCCGACUUUUCACGUUGGAAAAGAAUUUCCGUUAUAAAUCGACGAAAAUGUAAAUCGUUAUGUUAAAGAAAAUAGAAUCGUUUCGAUUCACUAGUGACGCUAGAAUAAAUUAGAAAAAUAAUCCCUGCGCAAAAAGCAGAAGUCAAAGGAAACGGACAGAAUUCGAGAUAAAUAUAAAACGAAUUAAAUUAUUAAGGUUUGAAAGAAAAUUCACUAUUUUUCACGAACGAAGAAUUUGACGACGAGAACUGCGAAAGGAGAUUUGUUUUCUAUUUUUAUACGGGUAGAUUCUCAUAUUCAUCUUCUCGAUAUUUUCGCGUUGUCCUCGGGUCGCGAGAUACGAAAUCACUUUGCUCACGCUUAGAGCCAUCUGACAGCACUCUUAACACGGAUAGACUUUCGCGAAUUGCAAUUGCAGUCUGCCAAGCGUUUUCGCGGAAUGACGAGGGAAGAGGAGCUCAAGCCUCCAACCGGAUGGCCUAAUCGCCUUCGAAACGGGGGUAAAAAAAUUACGAGGAUACUCGUUGUCCGUUCCGUCCAACUUAUUUUUGUAAGGGAGUGAGAAAGGGAGAGAGAGUGAGAGAGAAAAAAUACGAGAAAGAGAGAGAAUGCGUCCUGCGUGCGUGUGUCCUUCGAAUGCUCCUGUAAUUUAUCGUCCUGUAACUUAUCGCUCCGAUUUUAGCUUAAGCUUACGCUCAUACGUUGCGUGAUAUCGAUCGUGAUUCACGAUCUCACGAGCGAGGAACGUCUCGAGCGUGUAACUUUGCUCCAAGUUGCGCCGGUAAUCGUUGUAUCACCCGAUAUAAUCCCAAACGUGGAAUUUGCGUUUCGCAAAUCCAUCUCGAACCAUCUUACUUUUACUAGAUGUUACUUUUACUAGAUAACAAAUUUUAUUACUGUUUUACUGAUACACGUUAGUCUACUGCGCGUUAUCGCUGUUUUUAUUUUAACAUUCUCGAUUUUUAUUUGCGCCGCCGCCGAUUGUGUUGUUUAACCGGGAGUAUAAUAAAUUGUGUUAUUUAUUCUA